This is a messenger RNA of Bursaphelenchus okinawaensis, 3664 nucleotides long. The record is from the annotation of a GenBank genome assembly. Lineage: Eukaryota; Metazoa; Nematoda; Chromadorea; Rhabditida; Aphelenchoididae.
AUGCCGUCUGUUGUGUGGAAUUACUUUUCCAAAACUGAAGCUGGGCCACGGUGCUUGUUGUGUUCAGACUUGCGAAGACGACGGGACUCUAGUACUAAAACAAUGUGGGUACAUCUGAAACUGAAGCACUCUGAUGUGUACCAAGAACUUCGGGGACAAGGAGAUAGGCAUACUGUAGGUUUUCUACUGUACCUUAUACUUGAAUACCCCUGUCUUUAAUGUGCUUUGUGUAUGUCGUAAAAUUGUUUGCGCACUUCGUAUUUCCCACGAUUUCGGCCAUGCUGGGUUACGGUAACACGGGUUUCUUUGGAUUUGCAAACUCGGGAGUCUUGACAAUUAAUCCGCUCAAAAUUGUUUAAUCUGUAAGCGUUUGCUGGAGCUUUUACGGGUCCUAUGUGCAUGAGAAUGUUAAUCUUUACAGCCACCAAGGUAUCUUUCUCUUUGUCAGUAACAAAGUAUUUUUAGGGACGAGUAGAUAAGAUUAUGACUACGCCAUCAAGUUCAACAUCCCCAUCAUCUCCUGACUCUCACAAGACUAAUCUCAACUUUAUGCCUCAGGCAUACUCGUUCACACAGUUGUUCGAGAAGCAACCUCCCAUCAACAACAUGUUGCUACAGUCGUACUUCCAGUUGGUCAAAGCUUUUACCACAUCACGACAACUCUCAGCAAUCCAGAACAAUCAACAUACGAAGGAAGCGGACUACUUGAACAACAUCAACGGUCGAUACGACAUGUUGUCCCACUGGCCCGAGAGAACCGGUCAAUCUUGUUGUGUCGGUUGUAAAGAAAACACUGGGAUUAGUUGUAGAAAAUGUAACGUAGGACUGUGUGUAGAUUGUUUUAAGAAAUUCCAUGUUCCUUCAUAGUAUGUAUCAUACCUCAAGUUAACUCACUCCUGUUAGACCUUGUACUAGUUUAAAAUAGUCUUUCCUGUGCCAAUGAUAGCCGAUAGUCAUAGUAAUAUAUUAAAUCAUAAUAAUAAAAUAAUAAUUUCUAGUUAAAAGUUGUAACACUAUAAUAAUUAAAAGCAUCUAAUAAAUGUAUAAAUUACCUAAAUCAGCAUAAAUUAUAAAUUUUAAAUGUUAAAAGUCAAACCUUAAGUUUUACUCAACCGAUUUAAAAAAAUUGUAGACAUCAAUUUUUUGAUAGUACUGUUAGAUACUGCAUGCAGCAGUCAGAAACAAAAAAUUUUAAUUUUAAAGGAAAACAAACCGCGCAAACUGAAUUGUAUCUUUCAUCGUAUAAGAUGAUCAGCGACAGACUGCGUCCGAAUUGAAAAGAUAAAAAUUAUGGAAAUAAAAACUCGUAAAUAUUUUUUUGAUUUUAAAUUCAAGGUUUUUUCAGUUUUUUUAAGAUUUCUAGAUGUCCGAAAACAAGGAAAGAAAGCCUAAAGUAUACAAUACUGUGAAAUUGGACGAUCCAAACAGAGGAAAGAUCAAUGUCGAGCUAGACGAUGUGGUAGAAGAACCUCUUCAAAACGUCGUAUCUUUCGUUCAGGUAGAGUUGUGUUUAUAGUUAUACUUUCUUCAGAUUCCUUGUUAGAUUUAACUCAAUCUAUUGUUUAGGAACGUUACCCAGGCUUCUUCGACUGUCCAGAGAAAUGUGAACGGUUCGAGUUUGUUAAUGGGAUCGAAGAAUAUUCUCAAGAAGACGGGUUUCCUGCAGUUCUGGAUCUAAGUUCUUAUUAUGGUGACAGCAAGACAAGGGACAGUUUAGCUGGAAAAAGUAUAUUUUUGUCUGAAUAUGAGAGAUUGAAUGGGCAGGUUAAAGAAGGUAUGUUAAUAUAGCUUUUGGAAAUGUUUUCAAUUUAGAUAUAUUUGAUGUGAAUCCACAAGAAGAAGCAGAGGAUUACAAUGAAAUUGAAGCAGAAAACAUAAGGAGGAUCAAGGAAAUGGACGAUUAUGAGAUAGAAAAGGCCAGACAAGAGAUAUACGAGAGAUUGAGCCAAGAGACGAUCGACUUCUUAAAGAAGCGAGCUACAGAAAGGAAGCCGGAGAAAGGUAUUGUCAGCUUUCAGGAAUUGUUAAUUAGUUUAAAAGUAUUUUAAAGAUAUUGUUUAAUAUUUUAUAGCUAAAUGAUUAUGUUUUUAGUAUCUCUCUUCAAACAAAAACGUCAAGGCCUAUUGACGAAGCCAUCUACCAGCACUACUAAAGUUGAGGAUAAUUUAGUUAAAAAUUUGGAAGUGAUUUCUGAUAAAGUGACAGAUUCUCAUGAAACAGCGGAUUCAGUAGAGAGAUUGGCUAUGGAUCCCAUGCACAUGGACUUUGCUUCUAAAUAUAUGAAAGCUGUCUUACCACGGCAGGAACAAAACAUGGUUGUGCUUUUUGAAAAGUUAAAGAUCCGUCCAAAGUGAGUUUAACAGUUUUUUAGGUAAUAUUUUUUUAUAAUUUUGAAAAGAGGUAUCUUGCUAUUAAACAUAUGUUUAUGUUUGUAGAAAUGCUGGAGAAUCAGAUGAAUUAGUUGAAUUGGCUAGGAAACGCUUGGAUGACAUCAGUCAGUUGUUCUUGGAAGAUUUGUAAGUUUUUAGAGUUGUUGCAUUUAUGCUUUGAAUGUGAUUUAUGUUGUUUUUUCUGUAUAUUUAAAUUGGUAAUGGUCUUGAGACCUUAAUAUAAAACUAUUUUAGUGUGACAGAACAAGGAAAGCAUGAAAAGAGGUUUGGUCAUGGUGUUAACCCGUUGCUUGAUGGAGCUUGGAGUCUGAUGCCGAUCCGAAGGGUCGUUGAUGCAUUUGAGAAGAGAGGGUAAGUUGCUAUCAUGUAACAGUAUAUUGCUUUGUUGCAUAUAAAAAUACUUGCCGUUAUUAAAUGAUGACAUUUAGGGAAUUGACGAAAGAUGACAUAGAAAUAGUGACGUUGUCGAUUUUGUUUUCGGUUCUAUUGUUGAAGGAACAGAAAACCUUGUUCUACACUUUGUACACACCAGGAGAAGUCUAUGUACAUCUGGCUGAACUGUUUUUGCUUGGUAUGUUACCCAGAUAAUAACUUAAAUUUAUUGUUGCAUUAAAGUCGUUACCUAAAUUUAUAAUAAUAUCUAAAAUGUAUUGUAAACUUUUUUGCUUUUUAGGCCCGGAGGCAUUUAAAGAGGAAACGGUCUUAUUGGGUUUUAACCGUUUGCUCAACGAAUAUCUGAUAAAGAAAGCAGAAAGCGGAUUUUUAUCAAUGAAGUUGACCAAAAGUAUAUCAGGAUUGGAUGCCUUCUUUCCAUUGUAAGUUCAAUCUAGGUGAAUUUGAAUGUAUAAAAUAUGCUUUUAUCUUUUAUUUAAAAAAUUUUUUUAAAUUUAUUUUUUAGUUACGAAGAGUUGUUGAAGAGGUAUACCGAGUUUGGAGUGUCAGACAGUAACUUCGCCUUGAUGUUGUUACUACCGGCUUACAUGAACGUUAGCGUAAGUGAUGCUUUGACCAUAAGGAUAUUACUGUGGUCGGAGCAUAGUGAAGUUGUUAGACAAAUGCCAUUAUCUUUCGACGAUGCUAACUCAGUGACUAGUUAUGUCAGUAGAAACAUUGACUCGAUGACAAAGUUGUUCAAAGCUACAUUAACAGACCCGUUCAACUUGUUGUUAGCAGCGUAUUCAGCAGCUAUAGAGAAUGGAGUUGUGUUACAGGAAAGGAAUCCCGUUUUGUAUCACUUUGCCAUUCAACAACUCGAGGUUGCAAGGCGGAACUGA